AUGCCUCGCCGGUGCGCACCGGGGCGGCAGCCUCGGCGGCGGCGGCGGCGGCGAGAACAGUGGGAGGGGGCCGUGAGGGGGGGCGAGCCGGCUGCAGCCUACCAAGCCGUCCCCCCUCCUCCUCCGCAUCCUCCGCCUCCCCCCUGCGGCGGGAUUGCCUGUCACCGGGAGCCCGCGAAGUUUUACGGAUACGAUAACUUACAGAGACAGCCGAUUUUUACGACCCAGCAAGAGGCCGAGCUGGUACAAUAUCCUGACUGUAAAUCGUCCAGUGGUAAUAUUGGCGAGGACCCAGACCACUUAAAUCAGAGCUCGUCUCCUUCUCAAAUGUUUCCCUGGAUGAGACCACAAGCAGCUCCUGGUAGACGAAGAGGAAGACAAACCUACAGUCGUUUCCAAACCCUAGAGCUGGAAAAGGAAUUCCUUUUUAACCCUUACCUGACCAGAAAGAGAAGAAUCGAGGUUUCCCAUGCCUUAGCUCUCACGGAGAGACAGGUAAAAAUCUGGUUCCAGAACAGGAGAAUGAAAUGGAAAAAGGAGAACAACAAGGACAAAUUCCCGGUUUCCCGACAGGAGGUGAAGGAUGGGGAAACUAAAAAGGAAGCCCAAGCGUUGGAGGAAGACAGAGCUGAAGGCCCGACGAAUUAAAUUCUACCUUUAAAAUUUUAUCAUAGACUAUUAAAGCUAAUGAUCAACAUAUGCUGGUGGACAUCACCUAUUUUCUUUGUCGGAAAGACUUUACCUAUAUUUCAAGCUACCUUCAUGUCACUGCUCUUGAGAUUUCUGCGCUUUGAGAGGGAUUUUUUAAAAAGUUUCUAGUAUUUCAUAGAAGCAGUCCUUGAGCUGUCUUAUGUGAGGGAGAUUUGAUACUGACCUUGUAGCGACAUUUUUAUAAUGGUAGUUUUCAAUGUCUGAGCUGGUGAUUUGCCUCAACAACGUAAACUUCCUAAUGAUUAGCACUAAAUAAUUGAACAUAAAAUGCUUUAUUAAUCAAACAAGUGCACUUGAACAUUUUAAAUCUUUUCUUUAUGGUGAGUAAAUUAAAAGAAGUCUAUUAAUUUUUUUAAAAAAUUAUGCCUGCAAAAUAUUUACUUUAUUUUAUUUGAUUAAAAUGUAUUAUUUAUGUUUUUUUCUUUCUGCUUUUAUAAUAAUGGUUCGGGUGCUUUUUGUUUACUCCUAAAAGGUUUCUUUAUAAAUGUAGAAUCUCUGGGAAAAGUUUGGGCCAAAUAUUUGAAAAGCACAUGUUAGUUGAAGAGUGUAGUCCUGGCUCUGCAGCUUCCUUAAACUUGAGGAAUGUUGGGCCAGUGACAAGUUUCAGGGCAAUGUCAAAGUUGACAUUUAAUAACUUUUCUAUAGUCUAUACAAAUUAUGGCAAUUUAAUUAGAGUGAAUGAAUACUUGAAAAGCCAAUUAUAACAUUUUCAUUCAUUAACUUUUCACUCUGGCAAGUUGCUCUGUGGAAUGCCUCUCCUUUCUCAACUUGCUUUCAUUUUGAACUGCGUUUGGUAUCGUCUGAAACUGCUAAGUCUCUAGGCUGUAGCCACUGCUGUGAUUCCGGUUUUUGAGUAGGUGCCAUAUUUAUUUGUAUUCCCUUCACUCUAUUUGCACACCCAUUUUGAGCCAACUUGCUGUGUGCGUUUCAGAUGUCGGUUGGUACGUCCUCUGUUGUUCUCCAGGAUGGUCUCACCCUUUUGAAACAAGCCUUGAGAGCAAAUGCAGAAAAAUGAGUGUAAACAACCGCUCCAGAACAUAGCUAGCUCCUUAAUAAAAAAAAAAAAAAAAAAAGAAUCUUUUUCUAGAGCUAGUGUCUUUGAGCGCCGCAAAUAACCCUUUUCCUGAGUUGGGAAGGAUUACCUGGGCUCACACAAAGGCAAUGUUCUGCUAAAGCUUCUAUUUGAUUUUUUUUUUUUAAAAAGAGGGGGUUACAUGCACUCAUACUAUAAAAAUAAAUAAAUACAUGUAGGGGAGGGGGCGCUCGCUCUCUUUCAUCCCAGAGAGGACUGGCUAGGCUAUCCUAGCUUCAUCUUGCUCUAAGUAACCUUGCUAAGGUACUGUGAAAGCUUUGAACUUCACAGAGGACUCGAAUCAACCCAGUGUGGGAGGACCCAGAGUCCAGGUUACACCACAGCUUAUUCCGCGGAGUCUGCAUUGAUGCUGGGUUUUGGGAUCUGUUAUUAACAAGAUAUCCAUUUUCCAUUCCAGGCUGCUCCUGCAGCUGCCAUUUUAUGAGAGAAGAGGAGGGGGAAGAGGGGAGGGCGACAAUAGGAGAAAUUCAAGUAAACUAACAUUUCUCCCAGUAAAAGGGAAAGCAUCUUUGUCAGAUAGACAUUGAAGAGCUCUCUGCCUUUUCUAAGUGUGUUUAUAAAGACGUAUAUUUUAAUUUCUAGACUGGCAUUUAUUGCAAAGGUAAGAAAAUGGAAUCCUGUAGUAUAAGGCCUAGAUCACCCCCUCAGGCAUUGGUGGACCAGGGGAAUGUUGGUACUGAUCAGGCCAGAAGCAAAGCACCACCUGACUUUCUAUCCAAGGAAGAGGCAGUAGCUAUGGCAUUUGUUGACCUGAGCCAGGAAAGACAAUUUUAAGUCACAGGUGGCUCAGGGCUUAAGAAACAUUUGCAUGAGAGGAGACAGCUGCAAACGUGCAUGCUGGAUUUGGAAACGUUUUGCUCUGUGUGCUGCCUGAGCCUCUGCUGUUGGCUGAUACAGAGCAAGGAUGCCAAGUGCCGAAAAGUGUGGCUAGGGAACAGCCUGGGGGCGGGGGAAUAACUUGGCUAAAGACUGGUGCUGGCUAAAUUUCAGCUGCCCUCCUCCAUUUAAGGGACUCCUCUAUUAGCAAAAUUUGUUGUCUCAUUCAAGAAUACUCCCCAAACAUCACUUUUAGAGCCACCGAUUUGGGCAAGACUAUCAGUGGGGGACCUUGUACAUGACGGAUGUGGAAAUCAAGGAAGGAAGGGGAGGUAAAAAUGUCCUUGUUUCCUCUGCGUUCUGUGUCGUUCUAUAAAUGCUGUACCUUCUGGCCUCAUCAUCCUUCUAACCGCAUGGUAAAAUCAUAGCUCGUGUACAGAAAAAGACUGCUGCAAUUACUGGUGUAUUUGAGAGUAUUUGUACGUAUACAAAUUUGGUAAUUUUUGGUAUAUAUUUGGUGGAUUUGUACAUAUACAUAGAUUGCACGUGUGCACAAAGUGUUGGUAAUAAAUGUUUCCUUUUGUAGCUGAGAAAAGCAUAGAUUUGUCUCCAAAUAAAGAGCUCGUGGAAUUACACAUCA
Messenger RNA from Pteropus alecto (black flying fox), 3260 nucleotides. It is a transcript of the gene HOXD8, whose product is annotated as homeobox D8. Gene Ontology annotation, cellular component: nucleus. Gene Ontology annotation, biological process: regulation of transcription by RNA polymerase II. The transcript has 3 exons. The record is from RefSeq and is a predicted model, not a curated record. Gene Ontology annotation, molecular function: RNA polymerase II transcription regulatory region sequence-specific DNA binding; DNA-binding transcription factor activity, RNA polymerase II-specific. NCBI's taxonomy places the organism in Eukaryota, Metazoa, Chordata, Mammalia, Chiroptera, Pteropodidae. The coding region runs from base 1 to 648 and encodes 215 amino acids.